UGGGUGGUGGACGAUGGGGUGAGAUCAAUAGAGCCGUAGCUAGCCAAGAUGUACUUUAGGAUUAGCGUGAAUAGUUUCAUAUCCAUGGUGAUUGUCCUCCUGGUCGCCGUCUAUUGGUACCGUCUGCCGGCGAGAAAUGGAGUUACAAAAAGGACCCCCAGAAGACCGCCGAAUCCGGAGGAUCCUCUACCGGCCUCCCACUCGCCGCUCCAUCGCUUCUCCCGGGCGGCCAUUUGCUCCGACAGCGAAGUGUGCAGCCAGUUGGCCCGCAAGGUCCUGGAGAAGAGAGGCAGUGCCGUGGACGCGGCCCUGGCCGCCCUCAUUUGCAAUGGACUCAUCGGGAUGCAGAGCAUGGGCCUCGGUGGCGGCAUGGUGAUGAACAUCUACUCGGCCAGCGAGCGCAAGUCCUACAGCAUUGUGGCCCGCGAAAUCGCUCCGCUGGCCCUGCGGGCGGAGAACUUCUCGUCCUUUCGCGAUGAGCAGGAGCUCAAGAGAUCCGGCUGGUCCAUCGCCGUGCCGGCGGAGCUCGCCGGCUAUGCGGUGGCCCACCAGAGAUUCGGGCGGCUGCAGUGGGCGGAGCUGGUGCUGCCCACCUUGGAGCUGUGCCGGCGUGGCUAUCCGCUGUACAAGCACCAGUACGAUGCCCUCAUCCUCAACCAGGACAUGAUCCGGGCGGAUCCCGGCCUGCGGCGGAUGUUCAUCGAUCCCGGAACGGGGCACUUUUGGCCACUGGGCCAUCUCAUCCGACCCUUGGACACGUUGUGCAACACCUACGAUCGGUUGGCCAGGGAGGGACCCCUCAGCUUCUACAGAGGUGCCAUCGCCGAUGACCUGCUGGCCGACCUCGAGGACAUUGGCAGUUCCAUAUCCAGGCAGGAUCUGAACCGAGCCCAUGCCAAGUUGAGCAAGGCCUUGGUGAUGCCUCUGGAUGAGCAUGAUCUGCACUUGACCCCGCCACCUGGAAGUGGCCACGUCCUGGGUUUCAUAAUGAAUGUACUGCGGGAGUUCCGGGUGGAUUUCUCCAGAAUCGAAGCCAUGGGAGCCCGGGAGAUUCACCUGAUGGUGGAGGCCAUGAAGUUUGGCUUUGUCAAGCGCUGGCAACUGGACGAAUCAGCGAGUGAGGAGCUUUUGGCGAACCUGACGAGCCAUGAAUUUGCGCAAGCCAUGGCCAAGAAAAUCAAUGACUCACAGACCCACAACAGUUCUGAGUUUUAUGGAGCUUCAUCAGAGAUACGGAUACGGGAUGAGCACGGCACUGCCCACACCUCAGUUCUGCACGAAAACGAUGCCGUUUCGGUGACCAGCUCCAUAAACUUCUAUUUCGGCAGUGGACGCACAGGAAGGCGAACCGGAGUGAUCUUCAACAACGCCAUGUCCGACUUCUCCAUGGAACAGAUCAGGAACUACUUUGAUCUGCCCUUUGUGCGCAAUGUCAAUGGCAUAGCCCCCGCCGCCAGACCUAUGUCCUCGAUGAGUCCGGUGAUUGUCACGGAUCGCUCCUCCGGGCGGGUUCGCCUGGUUGUGGGUGCCGCUGGCGGUACCAAAAUAAUCUCCGCCCUGGCUCCGCUCCUCGUCCGUGUUCUCUGGCAGAGGGCGAGCAUCAAGUCGGCCAUCGAUGCCAGUCGCAUCCAUCACCAAAUGCUGCCCAAUCUCUUGUCCUACGAGUACGGACUGCUCCAGAGCCAGGUGAGGAGCUUGGAGGAGAAGGGUCACCGGUGCGAGCGAUAUGAGAACAGGGGAUCCGUCAUCUGCGGAAUCGAUCAGCACAAUGGCACCAUCUGGGUGAACUCCGAUUUUAGGAAGCCAGGCGGGGUUAGUGGCUUCUAAAAUGGUACCCUUCGCUUCUGUAGAUCUCAAAACUUUGAAAAAUCACUAUUUUGAGGUAUUACAAUAUCAGUAUUAUAAAAAGUAUUCCAUAUUUGUGAGAGAUUUAAGCGUUCCCUGCUCAAAGAUAUAUUAUAUCAAAUAUAUAUUAGAGUUCCAUUCGUAUUUCAGCUUGAUAUUAAAUCUCUAAAACGUUCCCUAUACAAAUUUAGGUGUUUUAAAUCUGUAAAAGUUACUUGGAAAAGUAUUAAAAUAACAUCGAUCUAAGGAACGGAACCAAUUAUCUGAUCAUAUAUGCACAUCUGAGCGGUAUUAAUA
Molecule: messenger RNA, 2142 nt
Organism: Drosophila biarmipes
Lineage: Eukaryota; Metazoa; Arthropoda; Insecta; Diptera; Drosophilidae
Product: glutathione hydrolase 1 proenzyme
Exons: 4
Coding region: 49-1827 (592 amino acids)
Biological process (GO): glutathione catabolic process
Cellular component (GO): plasma membrane
Molecular function (GO): glutathione gamma-glutamate hydrolase
Source: RefSeq, a predicted model, not a curated record